Molecule: messenger RNA, 2793 nt
Organism: Guillardia theta CCMP2712
Lineage: Eukaryota; Cryptophyceae; Pyrenomonadales; Geminigeraceae
Exons: 4
Coding region: 1-2793 (930 amino acids)
Source: RefSeq, a predicted model, not a curated record
AUGGAGUUGAAUCUGAGUUCUCUCGAGGACUCCAAGGUAUGGGGAGCGAUCCACAAGCUACUAAAGAUCGAGUCUCCACGCAUGUACAAGAGUAAUGAAAGCAGUCAGAGCUCGGGGCAGAGCUCCGUCAGAAUGGAGGAUGGGAGGCAGCCAACGGUCGUGCUAGCAACAGCCCAUGAUGGAGGGAGGGAGGAUCGCGUGCAUGAUCAGCUGAAUCAGACGCUGCUGGCGAACGAGCGCCUACUUGCCUGGAAAGAUCAGGCGAUGCAGCAGAUGCACUACAUGCAGACCGAGUUGGGGCGAGUGAAAGAGCUGCAGGAUGAGAUCUCGCGACAGCGAUCAGACAUCCGAGUGCUGAAUGAGAGGCUGAGAAUGGAGACAAUGCAGUCAGCUGACUUCAAGCGCAAGAUCGAUGAAUCCUUCAAACUCAUCACGGAGAUGAAAGAAGCUCACUCCAAGGACGUGAACGAGCUCAACACCACUCGAGCUCAGCUGGUGAGCGCGAAACAUCAGUACGAGGAGCUUCAAUCAGCUCUAGAGCAGGCCAAUGAGGCCAUCAAGCUGUACGAGAGCACCAAAGACAUGAUGCUGAGCUUUCAAAAGACGAAGAGGAAUGAGUUUGAGACGAAAGUGAAGGAGCUAGAAGACAAGAACAACAAGUUGGAAGCACUGUUGCAUGAGACGAAAACAGCAGCUCUCUGCAAUGUUCGUGCGAGCCUCCAGAUAGUCUCAGAAGAGGAGGAGGAGGAAACGACAGCAGAGAUGGAGGAGAGAUGUGUUCAAACAGAGAUCGAAGGAGACAGCUUGGACAGAUAUCACAAGAUAGCACUCGAGCAGUUGAAGUCAAAUCAUGAGUACGAGAUGAGAAAUCUGAAGAAAAUCAGCGACGAGUCCCUGGAACAUCUUAGAUCGCAGGUGGAAGGACUUGAGAGGAGGGUGGCAGAUGGAAAAGAGAGGGAGAAAUCUCUCAAUACUCAUGUCGACAAGCUCAAUGCUUUACUCGAUGCUGCCAAUGUCGACAACUUCCAGUUGAAGAUGGAGGGGAAACGGCUAGCUCAGAACAUCGAGCUUAUGUCCAAGGAGCUAGAAGACUCUCUUGCCAUCUCCCGGGAAGCAGAGAAGGUGGAGGGAGGGCUGCUGCGUGCUCGAAGCGUGUUGUUGAGGAGAUGGGAGGAGGCGAGGGAGCAGGUGGAGGUAGCGAGAAGUUUCAGUGGGUGGAGGAGGCGGGAAGAACGAGUCAAGUGGGUGAGGAGAUGUAUAGACCUUUCUUGCUCCAUCUCUUCGUCCAGGCUUCAGUUCCGCUUGUUCAAGUGCGCCGUCGUCGCGCACCGAGAGCAGGUUGACGGCAACCGGCGCGUUGCCAACAGCAUGAGGAUAAAGAAGAGAAGGGAACUCGGACGUAGCUGCUUGCAGACUUGGAAGGAGGAGGUGAAGAGCAGCUCACUGACGUCAUUGACUGUCCGAAAGAUCCUCCAGUCAUUCCUCGUCACCUCUCCAAGGGAGUCCUUCCUGCAGUGGGCAAGGCUGGUGCUGUGGAGGAGACGAGCAACUCGACAAGCUGAGAUCAUGGUGGAGCAUCGGAUGAAGCGAGAGCUGGAGAGAGCGUUGGACGGGUUCAGAGCAAGGACGCAGCGAAGAGAGCGAAAGGCGAUGAUGGAACGUAAAGUGACGGGCAUGAGACAAGCAGCUUCGAGGAAGCUUGUCAAGUUUUGUUUUCUCUCGCUGUCUGACCGCGCAAGGUUCGUCAAGGACAUCUGGUCGACGGUUAUGGGCAGGACGGAGACAAGCAGCAAGCACCAGCUGCACCUUAUCUUGACUGCCUGGCUGUCUCUCUGUGCUCCCAAGGUCUCAGGUGCGGAGGGAAGCAAUGAGAUUCAGCUGCCUCUACAUGCUGACAACAUCCAGCGACGGCGCGCGAUUGCCCUGAAGCAGCGACGCUUCUCUCAGUGGGUCUGCUUGUCAGACCUCGCCAGUAGAAAGAAGGAGCGAUGGAACAUGUCUCGAAGACACAGAGAUCGCACGCUCACAAGGAGCAGCUUCAACCUGUACCAAGACAAGUCAAGGAGAGGAAAAAAGUUCCGCAGGAGCCUCGUUCGCAUCCUCGAACUUGCAGAUCAAGACUGCAAGAAACUUUCCGUCUCCUCCUGGAAGAAGUUUAUCGACAUGUCACAUGACUGCCAGGCCCGCGCAGCCUCGCUGAGCUCCUUGUGCUCCAAGAGGCUGCUGACCCGUUGCUUCUCCUCCUGGUCCUUCGCCUCCUUCGAUCGCAAGCUCGAGGCUCGUCGCUCCUCCCUCCGAUCGGCCACGAGCCUCUGGGCCAGCCAUGUCAUGCGCGUCAAGUUCGCCAGCUGCAGGAACGUCGAGGAAGGGUACAGGCUGCACGUGAGCGCCUUACAUGCGAAGAAGAACGACCAGCCGUCGGCAGGCUUGACCUCACUCCCCAUGUGUGACAGAUGCUUCACCUCGCAGGUCAUGGCAGUGAGAUGUUACGAUGACGACGACGAUGAUUAUGCUGUAGUCAUUGCGUCCGCUGCUUCUGCUGCUGCUGCCCUUGUUGUUGCUGCUGCAGCUGCUGCCCUUGUUGUUGUUGCUGCUGCCCUUGUUGUUGUUGCUGCUGCUGCUGCUGCGGCUGCUGCUGCAGCUGCUGCCCUUGUUGUUGUUGUUGCUGUUGUUGCUGCUGCUGCUGCUGCUGCUGCUGCUGCUGCUGCUGCUGCUGCUGCUGCUGCUGCUGCUGCUGCUGCUGCUGCUGCUGCUGCUGCUGCUGCUCUUGCUGAUCGUUACUUCAGGAUUUGA